AUGGAGGAGUUUCUGCACAAGGCAAAAAAAGGUUGGAUGACGAAUCCCAUGACUGAUGGGAGUGAGUUCAAUGCAUAUUGUGAUGUGAUGUGGAGGGUGCUGCCAGAUGAAGAGCGGAGACCGAAAGAACAGGAAAAGAACAUUCAGCGGAAGUUGAAACAGCCACCUCUAAGGGGGACACUGCAAAAGAGACCCAGCGAUGCAGACCGUGCAGACGCUAAUUGCGGUAAAACCUGUGACAGUAACCUGUUUAAUCACCUGUUGUGAAUGUUUAUCCUCAGACAGAACCCUGCUCCAUAGAGAGGAUAUAUCCCGGCAGGGGGAGAGAGUGGAAUUCUGACGGACGUGUGACGUCUAAAGACCUGCUGGGGAUGUGAUCAUACCAGACAUUUUUGACAACUGCCCAGACCAGGGAUGCCUCUGGCUGGAGCUGUGGUGGGGGGCCCCAGCCCAGACAAUGUAAAAGUGGUGGCUUACUACAGUGUGAUUUUUGUGGAUGAUGGAAAAAAGUUAAUUGUUAGUUUUAAUUUUAACCCUGUUAACCUUAUAGACCAAAAAGCCCAAUGUAGAAGUUACAUUCAAAUUUGGUGCUCACCGCAAGGUGUGCACGGAGACAGUUAUGGUUUAUAGUUUUAAGUAAAUAUUGUGACAUUAACAUUGUAACAUUUCUAUUCUGUUAGUUUUAUAAUGAUAAAUCUAAAUACAGCUGUGCUGAAUCCGCAUACACUCCUCACAGAUGUGCCACUUAGUGUAAAAGUAAUGGGAAGCUAUCAGGGGUCAAUAAGGGGUCAAUAGUAUUAACAAACGAACUCAGGAUCUGACUUUCACAGUGAUUCACACUGUGCAAGGGGGCAGAUGAUGAGACAAUUAAAACGACAUUUUUAGAAUAUGCUGACAAUAGUUGAUAAACUUUUGGGUCAUUGUGAUAUGUGUUUUUUAGAUGAAUUGAAGAGAAUAAUAAAACAGUAGCAGGACACUUUUCCAGUUCCAGAGAGACGCCUUUAGAAAUCUAUUCAUAGACAAUGUGGACAUGAUUAAAACUGCCAAGGGAUAUGUUACAUGUUUGUAAUGAUGACGGGUUCAGUCGAUGGAUGGAAGCAACACCAUCAAAAGAUCUUGGAGUCAAAAUAAAUCUUUCACUGCAUGAAUUGGUACAUCAUUUUGGGGAAGAAAGUUAAUCUCUCAAGUAAAUAUCAGAUCAGAGAAUUUGCACUAACACUAACCUAUAGGAAGAUGCUUUGCUACUUGCGCUUAUGAGCUUUCACAAUCAAAAGCACUGUGAUAAAUCUUUCACUGCAUGAAUUUCUAACCUACAGAGCUAUGCUUUACUGCGGCUAAACAAUUAAGCUUUUCGCUUGAGCAGCUGAAAAUUAGUGAAUUAAAUAUAUGAGGCAGCUAACUACGAUGCAAAGAUCUAUCAAUUAGCAGGAGGAGUGCCAAAAUCUGAUCCCAGUCAAGAGGUGGAGGCCAGUCGAGCCAGAGCACCAGGUGUACAUCAACGUCCUUUGAGGAGGGUGGCACAAUGAACGAGGAGAAGACCUGAACACUGUGGUCCUGGUGAACUCUACUUCAGUGCAAGAAGAGGGCAAAAUGAUGUGGCGUCAUCUACCGCUGACUGCCCAGGAAAAACAAGGGAAGUAUGACUUGAUAAGAGACACUCCAAGAAUGACUGUAGCACUCGUCCUGAAAGUAACUGUUUUCCUGGUGUUGCUGCUAAGGGAUAAUGUGUGGAGAGAGACCGAGAGAGAGACUGAUGACAACAAUGAGGGUGAAGGUCAAACUGGUGCCAGUACAGCUGUGAGAAGAAGAAGUGGGAUACAUUGUUAUCGCGGGUGA
This is a messenger RNA of Xyrichtys novacula (pearly razorfish), 1836 nucleotides long. Lineage: Eukaryota; Metazoa; Chordata; Actinopteri; Labriformes; Labridae. The record is from the annotation of a GenBank genome assembly.